CUACAAGAAAUUAAGAGUGCUUUGUACUGCAUAUCUGUAACUAUACACCCGGAAACAUUCCAGCUUCUCAAAUUCUCUCUAAAUUUUCAAGAUCUCUAACCAUCUUAUUUCCUACCGGUAUGGAUACUGGAUCUUCCUCAUCCUUAGAGUUGCCACAGCAGUUCCGUCAGUUUACACUUUCUGAGAUUCACUCAGCAACCCAAAACUUUGAUGAGUCAUUGGUAAUCGGGCGUGGGGGUUUUGGCAUGGUUUACAAAGGAACCAUCACUAAUGGGGCAACUCAUUUGGUUGCCGCUAUUAAGCGCCUCGAUUCAACCUCUAAUCAAGGAGAAAUAGAGUUCAGGGCUGAAGUUGAGAUGCUUUCUAAGUUAAGGCACUGUCACUUAGUGUCUUUGAUUGGUUAUUGCAAUGAUGGGCAAGAGAUGAUUCUUGUUUACGAUUAUAUGUCCCAUGGAACCCUUGCAGAUCAUCUUCACAAAUUCCAGAGUCCUUUACCUUGGGUCAGACGACUCAAAAUAUGUUUAGGGGCCGCCCGCGGAUUAGAUCACCUUCACACUGGUGUGGGUAUUAAGCAAGGAGUUAUACAUCGUGAUGUUAAGAGCUCAAAUAUAUUGUUAGAUGACAGCUGGGCGGCUAAGAUUUCAGAUUUUGGGUUGUCAAAACUUGGUCCAGUUAAUCAACCGUCCACUUAUGUUAACACUUUUGUUAAAGGCACUUUUGGAUACCUGGAUCCAGUCUACUUUGCAACAGGCAGACUGACGAGAAAGUCUGAUGUGUAUGCGUUUGGGGUAGUAUUAUUUGAAGUCUUGAGUGGAAAACAAGCGGUAGAUAGUAGUCUUGAUGAGGAGCAUUGGGGUUUAGUAAAUUGGGCCCAAGAAGCUCUGAAAGGAGGUAGGCUAAAGCAAAUUGUUGAUCAUACCAUAACAGACAGAAUCUUGCCUAAAUGUUUGAAGGAGUUUGGAUGGCUUGCAAAUAGGUGUUUGCAUAACAAUCCAAAGCAACGACCUACAAUGUCUGAAGUUGUAGUCUCUCUUGAGUCUGUAUUAGCCCUACAGGAGAAAGCUAAUUACACAUUGCACCCUCCGGGCAUGAAAAUAUUUGGUAAUAAGGUGCCAAUGUUUCUGUCUUCAUUCAGUGGGGAUAAUUCAGUUGGGAGUAAAAGAUCUUUGGAGUUAUACUUUGAUACUAUUGGAGGUGAACACAGAAUAUUACGCAGGUUUGAGUUCCAGACUAUCGUUGUCGCAACUGAGAACUUUUCUGAGACUAAUCUAAUUUCACCAUUGUUCUCUGGUCUCUACAUUUACAAGGGCAGGCUACAAAAUGGACAAGGAGUAUCAAUUGCCAGACAUAGUUCUGGAUCCAGAUCUGAAUAUUAUAAAAAUGAAGUGGCGUUGCUGGUAAAACUUGAGCAUGAGAAUUUGCUUAAGUUGGUUGGAUAUUCCAUCGAAGGAACAGAAGUAUUCCUUGUCUAUGAGUUUGCACUCUAUGCACGUCUAGAUCGCUUGAUAGAUGAUCAUGAAUGUACUCUAUUGGACUGGAAUAAGCGCAACAAAAUAAUACUAGGUGUUGCUAGGGCACUUCUGUACCUUCACCAGCAUGGUUCCUUUCGGAUCAUACACAAUCAUGUCUAUCCUAAAAACAUUCUUUUAGAUGAAAGUUUGGACCCCAAACUGUCAUCUUUUGGGUUUGCAAGAUGUUUAGCAAUAAACGGGGCUGAUUGCAUCGAAGAGGAGAACAUACAUGGAUCUAUGGUAUUUAUUGCACCAGAAGUACAUCAGACUUUACGUCUGACAACUAAGGCUGAUGUGUAUUGUUUUGGUGCUUUGAUCUUAGAAACUAUAUCUGGGUGUACAAGAUACAAUUACAUGUUCAACCACACAGACAACGAUACCCUUACACAUUCUGUGUGGACAAAUUGGGUGAAAGGAACAUCUUCAAAUAUAAUUGAUCCUAGAAUCCAUGCCCAUUCAAGCUCCAUUACAAGAGUCAUCCACAUUGGGCUGUUGUGUGUUCAAGUAGAUCCAGCUGAUAGACCAACAAUGGAGGAAGUUGUUGGCAUGCUGACUAGCAAUUCAUCUCUCCCUCUCCCUUUACAAAAAAAAUCUUUGUCACCAUGGAUAAGAGAAAAGUCUUCAGAUGUCCCAAAAAUAUUACUGUCCGAUGACUACGAUUCUGGGGCAGUUGAGGACUUCCUAUCAGAGCUAUGCCCUCGAUAGUGUUUUGCAGGAAUUUAUAUAACUUUCAAAUUCCCUUAUUAAAACCAGUGGUAGAACUUUUCUUUAAGAAGUCAAUAGAUGCUCAAGAGUCAAGAUCAAAGAAACCAGAUCUUGUAUUAUAAGUCUCUUAUUAUUAUUAUUUUUUUUUGUAGGUUAAGCAAAAGCCCAUUUGUGAUAAUAUCUUGAGUUGUUAUAAUGCUGAAAUUUCUUAAAACACAA
Lactuca sativa (garden lettuce) is the source of this 2435-nucleotide messenger RNA. Its product is annotated as receptor like protein kinase S.2. The record is from RefSeq and is a predicted model, not a curated record. Gene Ontology annotation, biological process: protein phosphorylation. Gene Ontology annotation, molecular function: protein kinase activity; ATP binding. NCBI's taxonomy places the organism in Eukaryota, Viridiplantae, Streptophyta, Magnoliopsida, Asterales, Asteraceae.